Aspergillus puulaauensis is the source of this 1674-nucleotide messenger RNA. RefSeq lists its product as uncharacterized. NCBI's taxonomy places the organism in Eukaryota, Fungi, Ascomycota, Eurotiomycetes, Eurotiales, Aspergillaceae. The record is from RefSeq and is a predicted model, not a curated record. The transcript has 2 exons. The coding region runs from base 1 to 1674 and encodes 557 amino acids.
AUGGAUUCCGAAUAUCCGCCCUUGCCGUCUUCAAAAUCGAUUGGUGCUUCGCUCCAGAAUGUAUCACUUUCUGAUAGCGAUGGUGUAGCCCAAGGAUCCUCGAGAUCUGGAUCAGAGACGCCGGUUUCUGUACCUGUAACCAAUGGACGCGGGCAGAUCUCCAAGUCGCCUCAGCCAAAUACAAACACGCAGUUCAUUGUCGAUGGUGGCGACCUCAUCUUGGAGUAUACGCCCUCAAAGCAAACGCCUUUGGGCACAACAAAUGCACCAGUUACCUACCGCUGGAAGGUUUUUAGUGAAAGUCUGAUCCAGAGUAGUCCUUACUUCCGUGUUUUCCUGGAUCCUGAAAAGUUUUCCGAAGGCAGGAACUUCAUGAAGCAGCGAGAACUGCAUAGUUUUGAUGUAGAUCCUGGUUUGAAUGGAGAUGCAGACGCUACUGGUUUCCCUGAACAGGAUGAUGCGCUUCCAAUCAUGAGAAUGCCGGAGAAUCAUCUGUCACAUCGCCUAGGCCCGGACACCAUUGGCUUCUUUCUCAGGGUACUAUCCUUCAAUUCAUUCAAUGAGGAAGAGAAGGAAAGUUUUGAUGCAGAAGUCAAAUCUCAGCGGCCAUUAUUCAUUGCUGGAGUGAUAGAGAUGGCCGAUGCAUUUAACUCCCCACAAGCUGUCCGCGACACACUUAAACGCUCGGGCUAUACGCUGGGAAAGCCGAAACUCCCAUUAACCAAAUUCAACUCCUCGAUGUUGAAGCUGAACGAGGAUCGUGUCCGACAAUCCGCCUUUAUAGCAAGGUUCCUAAACGAUAGGACCAUAUUCCAAAUGCUAACCCAUGCUCUCAUCGUUUCUGGAUCAAGGUUUUGGGUCAAUGGUCUUGAAGCCCCAGAGCCUGGUGCUCUCAGCUGGCACCAUUUCGCCAACGGUAUCGAAGAGGAACUCUACUACCGCCGCCAAUGCGUGCUAGACACCAUCACCGACCUCCAAGCACAUUUCCUCCGCGUCUAUGGCGCGCUCGAGGACCCCAGCGGACCCAAGCGCAGCAACCCAUCAGCAACAUCAACACCAACAGCAGCAUCGCGUCAAUACCAAUGCCGCUGCGCGCUCGGAAACUCCAGCGCCUGCGACACAUUCCACCUCGGCCAAAUGACGCGCUUUUUCUCGCUCCGCACAAAAACCAUCUUCAUUGGGUCCACGCUGCUAGAUCCAGAUUUCAAUCCAGAUAUUGAAGAUGCCGAUGCAGAUGGAGACACAUAUGCAUAUGAAGACGCAGAAGCAGGAAAUCAACCAGAGCGCCCUCCAGAUAUCACAUCGGUAAUAUCUCUCCUGAAGCAGUGCCCGGAUUACCAGAUAGACUCGAACCACACGGCCUGCGGUAUCAGACGCCGGUUUCUUCCCUCCCUGGAUUGCAUUGAGGGCUUCGUCGGUGACGAGAGAGGCCUCCUGGGUGUGAAUUUGAACUAUUGGCGCGGAGAGGAGAAUAGGAGUGUAGGUGAAAGGAAAUGGCCUAAUGUCCUGGGAUCAUGGGCAAAUCGCUCUCAUCGUAGGGCAUAUGUGAUGGAUCUCCGUUUAUCCAGGAUCAGCGGAAUACCGUCGAUGUCGCCGGGUAGUGUUGCGGGGCAGUUCCGCGAGGAAGAUGCGAGGCUAUUGUUUACCGCGAAGAAAAGGAACUGGGAGUCCUGA